ACAGCUAGAACUGUCAAACAGCAGCGCUUCUCUCUGCUUGCACUCUGCUGCUGCAAAGUUUACCUUUCCGAACCAAUCAGUGUGCUCGUUCUCUGUUUCCGGCAUCUUGUGCUAUCGUUCAUACCGCAUUUGUUCUUGCUGCUUUGCGAAAAGUGGUGAAUAGAAAUCUCGAUUGCAAACAUGCCAGAAUUGACUGAAAUCACGGAAAGCACUGCUGCGGCCGCGGCCACCUCUGCUGCCCCGAGCACCUCCGCAGACAACACAGAAGCCAAGCUGGAGGAUGCCCCAAGUGACACCGAAUCCGAGGACACAAUCCCAGAGCUGGAAGAUGCAGGUACCGCUGCCCAGCUGUCGUCCGGUGGCAUGCCCGAUCUGGUCUCCAAGGCCAAGCAGUCCCGUGGCGAGAAGAAGGCCCGCAAGAUCAUGUCCAAGCUCGGCCUGAAGCCAGUGCAGGGCGUCAACCGAGUGACGAUCCGGAAAUCGAAGAACAUCCUGUUCGUGAUAAACAACCCGGACGUGUACAAGAACCCCCACAGCGACACCUACAUCAUCUUCGGUGAGGCCAAGAUCGAGGAUCUGUCCCAGCAGGCCCAGGUGGCCGCUGCCGAGAAAUUCAAGGCCCCGGAAGCUACCCCCGCCGCCGGAGAGUCGUCCGGUGCCACCACCUCCGUUGCCCCCAUCGCCGAAGAGGACGAAGAAGAAGUGGACGACACCGGCCUCAACGAGAAGGACAUCGAGCUGGUCAUGCAGAACGCCAACGUACCCCGCGCCAAGGCCAUUCGGGCACUGAAGGAGAACAAUUACGACGUCGUAAAUGCGAUCAUGGAACUGACGAUGUAAGAAGCAACGGAUAUCAUCCAUGGUCCGUGGUUCUCACUUUACCCCCUCUUCUCCGCCUGCUCCCCGUUUUUUCAUUAAAAAAUACCUACUAGUAGUAUAAAGAACAAUAUAAUCGUACAGUUAGACACUGAAACAAAAACAAAUUGGUAAAAGCUCGUUUGUUCUGAACACUGCGCUUCGAAAGUUCACGGACGGUUUCUUUGCGACUUAACAAAAGACUCGGCGGCUGACUCAAGCAGACAAAAAGUGCAUGUGCCACUUUCUGGACGGUGUUUCUAUUGCUUUUUUCUACUACUACUAUGUACUGUAAUUUGCUAUUAUGCUACCGCAACAUACACACACAAACACACAUGCAUACCGAUACUAAGUCUAGAAAUUAUCAAAAAUACACAAAAAAAAUCGAAAAAAAUCAAUAAAAUGCUAAAAAUUGGAA
Aedes albopictus (Asian tiger mosquito) is the source of this 1273-nucleotide messenger RNA. RefSeq names its product nascent polypeptide-associated complex subunit alpha (gene Nacalpha). The transcript is spliced from 3 exons. Gene Ontology annotation, biological process: protein targeting to membrane. The coding region runs from base 181 to 840 and encodes 219 amino acids. NCBI's taxonomy places the organism in Eukaryota, Metazoa, Arthropoda, Insecta, Diptera, Culicidae. The record is from RefSeq and is a predicted model, not a curated record. Gene Ontology annotation, cellular component: nascent polypeptide-associated complex; cytoplasm.